CAAGAAUUCUCCUUUUGCGAUGAUGGCGCGUGGUGGUGGUGACGAGCAGCAUCUGUCGUGUGAGAUCUGCACGAAUGCCUAUACGAGCACCGGACUUCGGACUCCUCAAGUGCUCAGAUGCGGUGAGGAGAGCAAGCAGUGGGACGGGAGAAGGGGCAAGCAGAUGUGUGCUGUUGUCUGUCUGACUGUCUGACUGUCAGGUCACUCGUAUUGCGCAGACGUAAGAAAGUUCGCUGCUGCUGUGACCUCAUCUGAGCAGAUCUGCCUUGUUUGUGUGUUUUGUGCAGUGCGUCAGAGAUCUCCAAAGGCGUGCAGCCAACAACACCAUCAGCUGCCCAAACAGAUGCGGGUGAGGGGGGACCGACACGCUCGAUGCACGCACCGGUGAGCGCAUGAUGGGUUUGGGUGUUUUUCAAUGUCCCUCAGGGUGAUGACGCCCGCCGAUGUGGAUGUCCCAAAAUGCUACCCCCUGGUGGCUGCAGUUGAGGCGAAAGAGCAGCAGGGUCCGCAAAGACCGCAAGUACACGCCCGCGUAUGAUGCAGGAUGUGGCGUCUUCCGGUGUGUUCAGAUCGUGAUCGCAUGGCUGUUUUGCUCAAGUGCUCCACUGCCGCCUAUUCCCUGACUCGAGCGGAGACCCAGGUGGUCAUCGAAACGUGUCAGCUGGCGAAUGAGGUCGACAUGGAGGCCCCCCUCUCGGCGAUACGGUCACGACUCCACACACUCAUGAUGGUACGAGAGAUGCAAUUGAGAGACAACAAGUGGCGCUUUUCCUCUCUUGUGAUUUCCUGGUGCUGCUUCCUCUGUGUGGCUGCAGACGUCGAUUGAGGGCAGCAUGAUGAAUCGCAUGCAGGGUGUGUUUCUCACCAAGUGGGUCGGAGGCACCGGCAAGUCGCUGCGGUCCCUCUACCGGUGAGCAGAUGGAAUGCCAAUCGACACGGCAGUGUACUCAUUCUUGUCUUCUCUCUGUGCGUGUGUGCCAUUCCCAGAGCGACCCGUGACGGGCCGUCGUAUGGCGAUCUGCUGCGGUGUGUGGGCGACACGAAGGACCUGGUGUUCGUUGUCAGCAAGGGCGAGUACGUCUUCGGCGCCUUCGUCAGUGGUGGCCUGCAGCUGCCCGAUGACCCGACAGGCGUGAACGAGUACGACUGUGAUGGGUGGCAAUUCUCGCUGGCCGGCCACUUCACCAAGGGCCCGACCAAGUUGUAGGAAGGCAAAUGGCCAGUGUGUGUGGCAGGGCGGGAGGGGACACUUUUUCGGGCGAAGCUGGUGAUCGACGGGAUCGGUGGGUGGCUGUGGUUGGGGUGUGGCGCUGCUGCUGAUUUGCGCAGCUGCCGUCAUGGCAUGUGCUCGGUGGCGGUGCCUGAUGGCUAUGUGGGGGUGAGGGAUGAGCAUGGCAAUGCUCAGUUUGGGGGCAGCCAUAUCUUUAUGGCUGAUGAGGUGGAGGUGCUCACUGUGGUGUGAGAGUGAGGGAGAGGUCAGAAUGAUUGAGACGUGCAUGUGGUUCUUCAACAUGGCACGCUCUGAUGGCUGUCUGUCUAUAUGUGCACGCCGUUUAUCCAGCUGUGUAAUCCAUGUUUUCUCUCUGCGUACGCAGUGUGUCUCUUGCGUAUGUGGUGUACAUGCCUACGAAAAAGUGUGUUGUUGUCGUGUUCAACUUGUCGGCAUUUUGUGAGUACACAACGAUAUGACUCACCUGGACACACACAACACGAACACCGAGCGCGAGACAGACACGUACACGCACCCCCACGACAUAUACCUGGCACACCACCUCCCCCGGCCCAGGGGAGUAUGCAAGCCGGGCAGCCCUGCCGCCAUCAGGGUGAAAACGAACUGGCCUUUUUACGAAAUCCAGGGGUAGCCAAGGGAAACCUUGGUGUGCCGGACAUCCGCCCUGGUCUCUGCCUCGUUUUUGCAGGGCUGCUAAUCGUCUCCGUGGAUGCAUUUUCAUGCGUUCAUAGGAGACGCGAAUGAAUGAAUGAAUGAAAAAGAGUACUAUGUCC
Vitrella brassicaformis is the source of this 2004-nucleotide messenger RNA. The record is from the annotation of a GenBank genome assembly. NCBI's taxonomy places the organism in Eukaryota, Vitrellaceae.